AUGGAUAAAAAAAGAACAUUGGCCAUUUUCUUCUUGAUUUAUAGUCUAUGGACAGGGCAAGUUGAUGCGCAGGAUCCAAUAGAUCAAGCUUCAGAAAUUAUGACCUAUCUAGGCUGUUUGAUGACUAUUCUGAGUUUAAUGGCGACAAUUUUUACAUAUGCCAUACUUUGGAGUUACCUGAAGAGUAAGGUUACCAUCAUACGUCUCAAUUUGCAUAUAACACUCUUGCUGACUAAUAUUUGCAUCAUUAUUGGAGUUCGGCCUUUUAACGCAUUAGUAUCACAAAUCGAAUGUAUCAUUUUGGCCUGUUCUUCUCAAUAUCUUUUAUUAGCAUUCUUCAUCUGGAUGUUAUUGGAUAGUUUCGCAUUUUACUAUUCGGUUAUUGGGUCUUAUAUGAAAGUUCGCUUGUUAUGGUUAUAUGUUUUUGCCUACGGAUUUCCUGGUGCGAUCGUAGCCGCAACUCUUGGGAUAGUAGGCUAUGAUAAAUUUACGAGUACUGUUGGAUGCUGGCUAUCACAAAGGCAUUUGGCAGUUUUAGGAUUCCUUGCCCCUCUUUCUAUAAUCUUUAUCAUUAAUAUCGUAAUCAUCAUACUGACUUAUUAUCGAGCUAAAAAACUGGCUACCAAGGAUGGGAAUUUAUCCAAAGAUGGCAUGAGAGAAAUUGGUAUCACUUUACGCGAUACAGCCAUCUUGGUUUUUGUUUGCAAUAUCGGAUGGAUUUUAGGUAGUACUACUGAAAUUGUUCCAGAUCCUGCCGUAAUCAAUUAUAUUUUUAUGGUUUUUACUUCGUUGCAGGGAUUUUUCAUUUUAAUCGUUCAUUGCCUUAAAAACAACGAUAUCAGUAAUGCUUUUAAUAAGAAAUUUAGCAAGAAGGAACCAAUAAGUGUUGAAUUAUUAGAAAGACGGCGAUCUCAAGCUAUCGUUGAAUCCGUAGUAGAAUCAGCUCGCCCGUCAACUCCGGCACAAUUUGUUAGACACUUUAUACCCAGUAAUCAAAAUCAUGGAGAUCAAAUCAAAUUGCCUGCAUUAUCCAAAUCCUCCGUUCGUAAUACCAAAAUCAGCUCCAAUUUAGCAGUUAAUAAUAAUACUGCCAGAAGGAUGAGUGAUAUUGCAACGUUAUUUCAACGUGGAAAUAGAUCUGGGGACGCUAAGAAAAAAUUGGAUAGAGAACCUUAUGAUGAUUUAGACGAUGAUGAACUGGAUAAUAAUUUUUUCUCUGGUCCAGGCUUUCAAACUGAUCUAGAAAGUAAUAAGCAAGAACAAGAGAAACAAAAUUAUAAUCCCACUCAGAAACCAGUUAUCCGAUGCCAACCUUAUUCAUCUCAUGAUCAACAAAAACAUGCCUACACUAAUCCUAGUUUUCAGCCGGAUGAAGAGCAAAGUAAUAUCAAGAAGAAAAGUAAGAGAAUAUCUAUCCGAGCUCAAUCGCAACCUACGCCAUCAACAUCAUCAGUAUCAUCUGACGAAGAUGUUGAUAAAUUACCCUUUAAUAAAUUAACCGCAGCUAAUAGAAAUGCACUGGAAUUUCAAAAUGGUAAAUCUGAUCCAUCUGCUGUCAUUACUUCACCAGCAAUAACUAUUACUACUCCCAGUCCAACAACAACGAUAACAUCUUCAGUAAAUGCCGCAAGUCAAGCCAAAAAUGCUAAUCAUGUUAAAUUUGAUAAUCAUAUUUAUAAACUAGAAUUAGAGCAACGCUAUUCCCAUCAGUUAAAACAUAUUAUUUAUGAGGAUUCAGAAGGAGAAACUAGCGAUGGUAUUGCUUCACCAUAUUCGAUUGUUUCUACCGUAUCUAGUCUUGGUGAAAUAUCACAAAAUGAAAUCGAACCUCCUCGGUCACGAAUAAAAACAUUUUCGGGUGUUGUGGAUGUGUUUAAAAAGAAAGCGAGUGAUAAUGUACGAUGUCAAAGUAUGUCAAGUAAGAAAUCUACCUUUAAAAUUGGUAAAUUAAGGUCUUAA
Messenger RNA from Trichoplax adhaerens, 1959 nucleotides. RefSeq lists its product as uncharacterized. Gene Ontology annotation, biological process: cell surface receptor signaling pathway; adenylate cyclase-activating G protein-coupled receptor signaling pathway. Gene Ontology annotation, cellular component: membrane. The record is from RefSeq and is a predicted model, not a curated record. Bases 1 to 1959 code for a protein of 652 amino acids. NCBI's taxonomy places the organism in Eukaryota, Metazoa, Placozoa, Uniplacotomia, Trichoplacea, Trichoplacidae. The transcript is spliced from 13 exons. Gene Ontology annotation, molecular function: G protein-coupled receptor activity.